AGGAGUAGUGCCUGACACACUCACACGCUCUGUGUGUCUCAGGAGUAGUGCCUGACACACUCACACAUGCUCUGUGUCUCAGGAGUAGUGCCUGACACACUCACACACUCUCUGUGUCUCAGGAGUAGUGCCUGACACACUCACACGCUCUGUGUGUCUCAGGAGUAGUGCCUGACACACUCACACACUCUCUGUGUCUCAGGAGUAGUGCCUGACACACUCACACACUCUGUGUGUCUCAGGAGUAGUGCCUUGCACACUCACACAUGCUCUGUGUCUCAGGAGUAGUGCCUGACACACUCACACAUGCUCUGUGUCUCAGGAGUGUCUGCAAGGUAUUUAAUUUUAGGGUUACAUUCCCAAUUUCAGUCAGCCAUUGUUUUCUCUCCCCUUGUCUUGUGGUAGCAGGUUCUUUUCAGUAGAACUUAAACACAAAAAUAAAAUGAACUCCAUAAACCUAGAUUUUCUUUCUUUAGUGGCUAGCUUGCUUGUGAGUAGAAUGGCUUCCAGGCCCAGUAGCAACACCCAGCCCCUACGUUUGUAUUCAGUAGGUGUGGCAACCUGUGACUGCCGUUGUCUGACGCCCUCCUGUUUUAGUCCACAGUAAAUCAGGUGCCUGGAGCAGUAGCUUGGGGCGAUAUCUCUGCACUCUCAGAGAGUUAGCUGAGAGCCCAUUUUAAUCAGGAGGACAGCUGCUCUUCUAUGAAUAAAAGAAAAACCUGGCAGGGAAUUCCCCUUUAAGCUUACUAGUUAUCACUUGCCGUCAUCAUCAUAAGUGAGUUUUUAUGGAAAAAUUAUAGAUAACAUUUGAAGCAGAGAGAACAGUGACUGCAGCAGCAUUCCUGCAGCUGUCCCAGUAUAAUAACUGCAGAACUUUCACUUUGACGAGGGUCACAUUACCUAAAGUAUGAAUGUAUUCCAUUCUCAAAUUGCACUCUUACAAAUGGCUGCUACUCUGUCACAACCUGUAGCGCUUAUAGCCAAUCGCAGCCCAGCACAAAUGAUCUGGCCAAUCACUGCAACACAAACAAGCAGUGAUUCAGAGCUUUGUCAGACUGAAAGAAACAGAAUAGCUGAACUUCGACCUGUCUUGCUGACACUCCACGGGGAGAAAGUGUGUCUCAUUUUCGUGAAGGAAAGCGUAAACUUAUUCUCUCUUCUGCCCUGGUUUAUGCCUUUUGCUUUUAAAUGAAGCAUGCUUAAUUUUAUUUAAUUUGAAAUAGGUGUGUCUUUAUCAAGUGAUUCCUGUUGGCAACAAAAGUACAUCUCUGCCACUUCCAGAUGACCCAGAACAUGUUCACAGAGGGCCUUUACCAAGUGUUCUUUAGAGACCGCCCUCUGCUCCGCCCAGAGACGGAAAACCCCACCCCUGAACAGCUGAAGGAUGCCCGCAUCACCCGCUGGUUUAGAACCAUUGUCAACACUCGCCUCCUGGUCAUUGGGGUGGUACAGGUGCUUAGUGCUUUGGCCUCGGUUCUGACCACCAUCUCCUUCAUCUGUAUGGACUUUGGAUGCUCCGUCUCCAUGACAAUGCCCGUUUGGUGUGGAGUGUUUUAUGUGGCCACUGGGGGGCUUGCCAUCCAUGUGCAGAGGAAGCCAAACAGAGUCAAAGUUUCCAUGCUCAUGGGCUUCAACAUCUUCAGUCUCCUGCUGGGGCUGUUCUCUAUUCUGACCUACAGCCUGCACAUUGCUAAAGAGAACAUUCCACUCAGCACAGGGCAGAGGGUGGGUGCUUAUGUAGCAAAAGGAGGUUCAGUGUUCUUCAUGGUGGUGUGCCUACUGGCCUCUGUGUACACCCUGUUCCUCACAUGGAGGGGUCUCUACCACUACAGCGCCCCCUACAGGAACACCUACAGCCCCCUGCCUCAGGGUGGUGAGGAGCAGUCAGACCUCCUGCUGGAUACAGAGAACAGAGAGUUCAGCCUCUGAUUCUCUCCUCCCCUCCCUUCCCUCCACCCCCCACCCUUCCCCCCGCCUCUCUCCCCUCCCCACCCCCUUUCUGGACCUGCUGUUCAUCAGAAAUCAAACAGGUGUCUGGAAUGUUCUACAAGCGGAACUUCAGUGUGUUCAACUCAUAUCCCUGUGAGCUCAGUGGUCAUGCUUAAACUCAUAUCCCUGUGAGCUCAGUGGUCUCCUGGAGAGAUGAGCCUCAUACUUGCUUCUCUGCACUGGCCUAUUGUUCUGCAUCUUAGAGAGACUAUUGGAGUGUGUUUUAUAUCCAGUUGCUGUUAAUAAUAAAUGCUAAUUAAAAUGUAA
Messenger RNA from Anguilla anguilla (European eel), 2256 nucleotides. RefSeq lists its product as uncharacterized. Gene Ontology annotation, cellular component: membrane. The record is from RefSeq and is a predicted model, not a curated record. Lineage: Eukaryota; Metazoa; Chordata; Actinopteri; Anguilliformes; Anguillidae. The transcript has 7 exons. Bases 1282 to 1929 code for a protein of 215 amino acids.